Parnassius apollo (apollo) is the source of this 603-nucleotide messenger RNA. Lineage: Eukaryota; Metazoa; Arthropoda; Insecta; Lepidoptera; Papilionidae. The record is from the annotation of a GenBank genome assembly.
AUGCAUCGCUUUUUUGCAGAGCUGGAGCCAUCUCUAUCCGUCACUGAGCAAAACCUGGCAGACCGAGUUAGGUACAUCCUGCGCUCCAACAUAUUUGGUGACGCCGAACUCGAGCGACUACGACGUGAGGCUAUUCCUUCAUCGAAUGGAAAUGCUACGGCUGGGAAUGCGGCGCCACUAGAUGCGCAACAAACUGCAUAUGUGGAUGCUGCCGUCAACAUUCCAUUUGUGGCUAAUUCAGACGAUGAUGGAAUAGUCUCCCACGAACUAGAGAAAAUGAGGAGCAUAUUGGAAGAGUCGAUGCUGGAAACGCGCAGCAUGCCUCUCGAAAAUCGACCGCGACUUCCCCGCAUACCCCUUAGCAAGCGAAAUCGGGCUGUCGUGCGGGCUCUUAACCCAAUGCUGGUGACCUAUUUGGAAGCCAGCCGGGACCUUUGCGAGACGGAUUCAAUUCUUUUUGGCGCCGCACUGGCAGUAUGCCGUAUUAUUGGCGCCAAACUUCCCGUGGCUGGACGUGCUACUCAAAAAAGUGGCGCCAUCCCAGCCUGGAGAAAAAAAUUGAGGACCGUAUCGCAAAGGCAAGGGCCCUUAUCGGCAGACUGA